Molecule: messenger RNA, 366 nt
Organism: Musca domestica (house fly)
Lineage: Eukaryota; Metazoa; Arthropoda; Insecta; Diptera; Muscidae
Product: cuticle protein 16.5-like
Exons: 1
Coding region: 1-366 (121 amino acids)
Source: RefSeq, a predicted model, not a curated record
AUGUUCAAAUUCGCCGUUGUCAUUUUCGCUUUCAUUGCCUGCGCUGCUGCCAAGCCCGGUUUGAUUGGUGCCCCUUUGGCCUAUACCGCACCCGCUGCUGUUGUUGCUGCUGCUCCUGCUCCAUUUGUCACUGCCACCAGCAGCCAAUAUGUUGCCCGUAACUACAAUGGUAUUGCCACCGCUCCAGUUGUUGCUCCCGUUGCUGCCCCUGUUGUUGCCAAGACUUUCGCCGCUCCAGUAGCCGCCGCUUACACUACACCUGUUGCCGCUGCCUACUCUGCCCCUGUUGUGGCCAAAUACGCUGCUCCCUUGGCCUACUCCUCCCCCUUGACUUAUGCUGCUGCUCCUGCCCCAGUUUUCUUGUAA